Messenger RNA from Aethina tumida (small hive beetle), 645 nucleotides. RefSeq names its product ADP-ribosylation factor-like protein 2-binding protein. Gene Ontology annotation, biological process: maintenance of protein location in nucleus; positive regulation of tyrosine phosphorylation of STAT protein. Lineage: Eukaryota; Metazoa; Arthropoda; Insecta; Coleoptera; Nitidulidae. Bases 93 to 584 code for a protein of 163 amino acids. The transcript has 4 exons. The record is from RefSeq and is a predicted model, not a curated record. Gene Ontology annotation, cellular component: mitochondrial intermembrane space.
ACCAUAGCAACACCUUAACAAAUAAAUGAAAGUAACACGUAUUAAAAUUCAAGUUUGAUUAAUAUAAAUUGAAAUUGUCGACAGACAAUAAAAUGAACAAUGUUAAAAGCAAUCCGGUAUCGGAUAAACAUGACGAAUUAGAUGUGUUUCACACUUGUGAAGAUGACAGUGAAAAAUAUUUCUUUGAAGUAGUCGGAUGCAUCGAGGAAAUAAUCAUGCGAGAAAAAUUUCAAGAUAUGCAACAACAAUUUCUUGAGAAACAUUGGAAGAAGUUUGACGAUAAGGAGGAAAACAAACUAAUAUAUACGGACAUUUUUAAAGAAUAUGAAGAAGGUAUCGAAAAAUAUAUACAGGAUUGUUUGGUAGAAUGUUUACCGAAUUUUGACAUGAUCAAAUUUGAAAACGAACUUCAUAACAGAAAGGACGAGUUAGAGGGAGAGAUAUUUGAAAUGUUAUCUACUUUUACAAAUUUUAUCUCAUUUAAAAACAUGUUCAUAGAUUAUAAAAAGAUGAAGGAACAGAAUUUGGACGAUCUCGCAGACCACAUAUGUGUAUCAAAGUUUGAUUUAACAAAAAAAUUUUAACAUUUAUUUAUUAAAAAAAUACAAUAAAAUAAAACUUAGUGCAUUAAUAUUUCCAUUUGAA